CAAUACUGUGCGAGACAGCGCGCAUGCGCACAACACUACCCAACCAGUGUCGACCCCAGCCAUCUAUUAUGCUUCUUCGCAAUAAAAGCUACCCGAAUAUCUGCAAGGAAAACGCUACCGGAGCUGCUUGGGGUGAAAAGUGCUGACACUCAGGUCCUGAGAUGGGAUGUGCAAAUCGAGGUGGGACUAAGGAGCUGCAAGAGGAUCAUUGUAACUGAGCAAAGAGGUGUACAGACGGCAUUCAAGCAUCUUCUUCCCCUUAACUGGCCAGUAUGUCGGUAGUCACGUCCCCUGCCCAGGUGCCUCCACCUAUUGUAAACCCUUCCCCACCUGAGGUCACAAACCCCAGUAAGCCUGGCCGAAAAACAAACCAGCUACAGUAUAUGCAGAAUGUGGUUGUGAAGACUCUGUGGAAGCAUCAGUUUGCGUGGCCCUUUUACACACCUGUGGAUGCCAUCAAAUUGAAUCUGCCAGACUACCAUAAAGUUAUUAAGAAUCCAAUGGACAUGGGAACCAUAAAGAAGCGACUUGAGAAUAAUUACUAUUGGACUGCUGGUGAAUGCAUGCAGGACUUUAACACUAUGUUCACAAACUGUUACAUCUAUAACAAGCCCACAGAUGACAUUGUUCUUAUGGCUCAAGCCUUGGAAAAGAUUUUCCUCCAAAAGGUAGCUCAGAUGCCACAGGAGGAAGUGGAGCUUCUACCCCCACCACCAAAGGGCAAAGCACGGAAACCUGCGGCACCCCCUGGUUCAGAAAACCAACAAUCAAUAGCACUGACGACUGGUUCUCCAUCCUCGUCAUGUCCGAGCUCCCCCCCUCAGCUGGCUCAGACUCCUGUAAUAGCUGCAACUCCAGUCUCGACUAUCACCUCCAAUGUCCAAGCUUUGCCCCCUGCCACAUCCAUGAUCCCAACCGCACAGCCUGUUGUCAAAAAGAAAGGGGUGAAGCGGAAAGCAGACACUACCACACCUACAACCUGUGCGAUCACUGCCAGCAGAAGUGAGUCGCCCACUGCAGUGUUGGAGUCCAAACACAGUAAAGUAAUUUCCAGACGAGAGAGCACGGGUCGACCCAUCAAACCUCCCAAAAAGGACCUGGAAGAUGUGGACGUCCUACAGCAAGGCAACAAGAAAAGCAAGCUCAAUGAUCAUCUCAAAUACUGUGACACUAUUCUUAAAGAGAUGCUGUCCAAGAAACAUGCAGCUUAUGCCUGGCCCUUCUACAAGCCUGUAGAUGCAGAGGCCCUGGAGCUUCAUGACUAUCAUGAAAUCAUCAAGCAACCAAUGGACCUCAGCACUGUCAAAAAAAAGAUGGACGGUCGAGAAUACCAAGAUGCCCAAAGCUUCGCAGCAGAUAUUCGGUUAAUGUUCUCAAAUUGCUACAAGUACAACCCGCCUGAUCAUGAGGUUGUUGCCAUGGCAAGAAAACUACAGGAUGUGUUUGAGAUGAAAUUUGCUAAGAUGCCAGAUGAACCUGCAGAGCCGUCCUCCCCUAAUGCAGUGUCGGCUACAGCAUUGGUGAGCAAGAGCACCGGCAGCAGUGAGAGCAGCGCAGAUUCCUCCAGCUCCAGCUCUGAUUCAGAGGAGGAGCGGGCCACCAGGCUGGCUGAGCUGCAGGAACAGCAAUUCGUUGUGGAGCACCCCAAUGGUAACAGGGCGGGGACAAAAAACGGGUGUGCCAAACGUUUUCAGCUGAAGGCUGUUCAUGAACAGCUGGCCGCUCUGUCACAGGGUCCUGUGAGCAAACCAAAGAAAAAGAAAGAAAAAGAGAAGAAGAAAAAAGAAAAAGAGAAGGACAAAGACAAAGACAAGAACAAGAUUAAGUCAGAAGAUGAGAAAAAGGCCAAGUCCACACAACAGAAUAAGCCAACUCAGCAGAAAAAGACCUCUGCACGGAAACCCAACAGCACGUCCACUAUGAGGCAACCGAAAAAAGGGGGCAAACCUGCCGCAGCUAACUACGAGUCUGACGAGGAGGAGUCUCUUCCCAUGUCUUACGAUGAGAAGCGGCAACUCAGCUUGGAUAUCAACCGGUUGCCGGGUGAGAAACUGGGCCGUGUGGUCCACAUCAUCCAAUCGCGUGAGCCGUCACUCCGAGACUCCAACCCAGACGAGAUCGAAAUCGACUUCGAAACGCUCAAGCCGUCCACAUUGCGCGAGCUUGAACGUUAUGUCAAAUCCUGUUUACAGAAAAAGCAACGUAAACCUUUACCGGGCACUGGGAAAAAGAGUGCCAAGUCUAAAGAGGAACUGGUACAGGAAAAGAAGAAAGAGUUAGAAAAGAGGCUACAGGACGUGAGUGGACAACUGAACAACAACAAGAAACCACCCAAAAAAGCAGAGAAGGCGGGGUCAGCACAGGGGGGCGGGCCAUCUCGGCUGAGUGGCAGCAGCAGUUCUUCUGAUUCGGGAAGCAGCAGCUCCAGUGGCACCAGCUCGGAGAGCAGUGACUCAGACUGAACUCAGAUCAGCGUAUCAUGUACUUCAACCUCUAUUUUCUAACGAGUAGUGUGUGUUGUCAUGAAUAGUAUCUCUUUGAAGGCCUAUUUUAUAAAGAGCAAGCAGCAUUGCAAAUGGCAGAGGAUAUUUUAAAAUAGUUUGUAGAAUGCUCUUGGCUCAAACAAAGAAGAGAGUGGGAAUAGUUUGAACAGUUUUAAGGUUAUUUUGCUGGCCCUCAAAGGGAAAUUACCUGGUAUCACCAGAGGGAAAAUUUAUUUUAUUUUUAAAUGUCGUGUGAGUGUGUGUGUGUGUGUGUGUGUGUGUGUGUGUGUGUGUGUGCGUGUGUGUGUGUGUGUGUUUUUUUAGGUUGCUGCUAAUUAGAUCCAUACUGAAAACAUUCAUUAGUGGAAAAACUGUCAAAUGCCUGGCUGCAUUUUACUAAUCGAGUAGCUACAUACGGUUUUGAUGUCUGAAGGUAAAAAGGCCUUUGACGCGAUUUUGUCAUGUUAGCAUGACUUUUCAACUCAUUCCACAUUUAUUUUACAGACUAUGAUAAUACUCUUUGUUACCAUUUUUAAGAGGAUCUAUUUAUUUUUGUUUAAUCCAAAAAGGCACAGUUACAUGUUUUCCACAUGCUAUCUUUACAGAAAUGUUUCUAGACCCGUUUAAACAAGUAAUUUGGCUCAACAUAACUCUCUAGACAGUGUCUGUUGACCCUGGUGUCAGUAUCAUUAUUAAAUCCUUUGUUUUGAGAAGCUUAAGCAUAGUUUGCAGUAAUUUUGGCUAUUUCAACACUGUACAUUUUCACUGCCAUGCUCAGCUCAGUAUUUUGUUGUAGAAUUUUGUCAGAUUUUUGUUUGUUUUUAAUCUAUAUCAUAUGCUUUUUUGCUUGUUUUAUAUUUGGAUUGUCUUCUGUAACUUUUUUUGUACUAUUGAUAUUUAGGCAAGUGACGCCAUUCCUACAUUUUCUCUGGAAUGCCUCAUUUUUAAUCAAGUCCACUCAUAGGACAAUCAAAGCUUUGAUUUAAAUUCAGUCUAUAUGAUAUCCAGGUAUUUUAGAGUGGUUGAGUGCAUUCAGAUGUUCAAAAACACACAUUGGAAUAAACAAGCCUCACUAAAACUUCUGUAUUUUGGGGUGGGGGUGGGGGUGUAAAGAAAACGAGGGAAGCAUUUAAUAGAAAAAAUUUGGACAGUUCUCUUUGUGAAGACUUAAAUCAGCAGUGCUAGAUUAAACUUCAGAAGGAUGUGUUUAACAGUAGCUAUUAUUAGUUGCAAGUAUUGCAACUAAUGUAUGUUCUCAAUUUUAAUAAUUACUUUUAUUUUACUUUUUCCCUCAAAGGUACCUAAACACUUCACAAAACAUGCUAUUUUCUUGCUGUGUAUUUAGAAAUGUUUAUUUGGAAAUGACCAUGACUGAUAAUCUUUAUAAAAAACGAAUGUAUUAGAGGUUAUUUUCUUUUUGUGGCUUCAGUAAAGCUGCUCUUUUAUGAAGUUGUGUGGCAUUGGCAAGAAUUAAUUUCUUGAAGAGCCUCAAAUCUCAUCCCAUUAAAUUCAUUGGAUGUGUUCUUGUUGCCUUAAGUUUAGUUGGCACACUACAAUAAAUUAAACUGGUUUGGUAUAGCUAAUAAUGUUGAAACUAAUGUGUAUAGUUCUUUAAAUCAAAAGAACAUGAAAACACAGAAAUCUUAAUGUAAAGUGACUUCAAGGGUUUUCUUAUAUGUAGGAUGCAUUAAAGUGUUUUAUGUUAUUUCGUUAUUACCACUGUAUUGCAUUACAUGUUCAAACCCAGCAUUUGUGUGCGUGUGUGGCUAUAAUCUACAUUUUCUUUAAAUGAUUAAUUUCUGUUACAGUUUAAUUCACUCCGUUCCUCCAGCAGAGCCCAGUAAGUACAAUUGGGGUUCUUCAAACAGAAAAUGUUGCAGACAGAGAUAUAAAGAUAUAUAAUUACAGAUAUAAAUUUAUAUUCACUACUUAUUCGUCAACUCUGUCUUGGGCCUGGAUAUUUUAUGGUUUGUUUUGUUAUGAGAGAGAACAUUUGUGUAGUGCAUGCCAAUUUACAGUACAUUUCUUAAACUUUUCUAGCAGUUUAUAACAUGUCAUUCAAGUUAAAUUUAAAACUUGGUAGCGCUACAUUAUGUUAAGUUCAGCCAGUUGAUAAGUAUGUUUUGGGACAGACUUAUAAGGUAAUCUGAGAUUUGGACACUGAGCCCCUUCAUUUUUCGUUAAUA
Messenger RNA from Xyrauchen texanus (razorback sucker), 4669 nucleotides. It is a transcript of the gene brd3b, whose product is annotated as bromodomain containing 3b. The transcript is spliced from 13 exons. Gene Ontology annotation, cellular component: chromatin; nucleus. NCBI's taxonomy places the organism in Eukaryota, Metazoa, Chordata, Actinopteri, Cypriniformes, Catostomidae. Bases 273 to 2462 code for a protein of 729 amino acids. Gene Ontology annotation, biological process: chromatin remodeling; regulation of DNA-templated transcription. The record is from RefSeq and is a predicted model, not a curated record.